Molecule: messenger RNA, 4521 nt
Organism: Penicillium roqueforti
Lineage: Eukaryota; Fungi; Ascomycota; Eurotiomycetes; Eurotiales; Aspergillaceae
Exons: 4
Coding region: 1-4521 (1506 amino acids)
Biological process (GO): double-strand break repair via homologous recombination; DNA replication
Cellular component (GO): nucleus; chromosome; RecQ family helicase-topoisomerase III complex
Molecular function (GO): four-way junction helicase activity; nucleic acid binding; ATP binding
Source: RefSeq, a predicted model, not a curated record
AUGACGAAGAAUAACUUAGCAACUCAUCUCAAAUGGUUGUUAACCCAAGGGAAACCUCUUAACCCCCCUCUGGCACAAACCGGCCUGCCCGAACGCAACAACCACGCAUUACCACAAUUGAUUCCCCCCGCCGCCGAACUCGCGGCCCUGGAUGAUAUCCUUGAAGACACGGAAAAUGAGACGAAUGGUUCAAUGGCUAGAUUGUUACCCCAAUCGGCGAGCAAGCCUCGAUUGCUAAGCCGACAUGACACGGUCCCCACCAGUACUCUGUCAAGUACGAAGAAACGGGAUUCGCCAAAACAAUCAAACAUAGCUCGAGAGUCCUUCCGAGAACCACCAUUAUCAUCACACAAACCUUCCCGGCAAAAGUCGACUCCAUCGCGAUCAGACAGUUUCCACGCAUCUGGCCAUAAAGAUAUUGAAUCGAUUGAUUUGACAGGGGAGCUUGAUCUGUCCACACUAUCCUCGGAGACUAUCCUGGCGGGUGAGCCGCGCGGGUCAUGUGCACAAGAAAGUACCCCGUGCGGAACUCGUGAGAAACGCGGCAAGAAGCGCAAGAGUGACGAGUAUACGUCUGAUCUUCUUUCCCCAUUGAAACAUGCGACGAAAGUGCGAACGCCCUCGAAAGUGCGAACCCCCUCCAAAGCCGCUCUACCCCCCGCCCGUAGAGACAUUAUAUCGGAACAGCCCACAGUCCCACGUCAGACAACUCAAACAACCCAAACAAAUCCCCCAAGCGCGGCGAAACGACCUGAAUAUCAUUCACCUACUGCCCCACGGAGCCAUCGGAAACGAGUGAUCGCGGAUUCAGAUGAUGACGAUGAUCUCUUUGAUGACUGGGCUGUUAGUGAAGAUCCGGCCGAUAAGAUGAUCCUCGAUGCCGGGGAGAAUUUGUAUCCAAUACUUCCCGAGAUGAGUCCAGCGGCGGACGAGAAAAUGGUCGAGACUAAGCAUUCACGAUUGGAAUGUACGCCCAAAGCACCGUUCCCGACUGCGCAACUAUCGACUCAGCCGAAGAAAAUGGCAGUUGUCAAAGACCCUACCCCGUCGACGCCUUGGUCGAAGCCGUCCAGCUCAUCACAAGAAAAGGAUCCGGAUCUCCUGAAGUUUUUGGCUCUUGGAAGCAAUGCCUUCGGCUAUGCAAUUUCCAAAUUGAGGUCUACUCUGCAGAAGAAUUCUGAGAUUGUUUAUCAACAGGCCAUGGAGGGACAGCCAGUCCCGGAAUUGAUCGCUCAAAACAAGACUCUUGUCGCUCAGAUCGAGGCAAUUGAAUUGCUGCAAAAGCAUCAAAACACGCACAAGGGCAGCGUUUCUCGCAAGCAAGACCUGAAGCAGAACUUGAUACGUGUGAUCUCACAAGGUCUAGAUCCAACAACCAUGCCAGAAGAGCUUGCGCAGAGUCGAGCAGUUGAGGCAGAGUUGGAACAAACCGAAACAAAAAUCUGUCAGCUUCUAUCUCAAGUCAAUAUCCUCGAAUUAGCGCACGAUUGUCCACCUGAACCCUCCUAUAUGAAACCCACGCAGCCCACCUUCGAAGCCCAUGCAGUCGCACAGGAGCCCGCUCUUGUCUCUUCUUCGCGUGCCGACUCAAACACAGAAUUCCGUAGCCAACAGCGUUUGCCUCUCACAAGUCCCAGAAAGACCAAAGACACCCGUCAGCCAGAUAGCUAUGAGGACUGUAUUUCUCGGAAUAUGGGCUCUCCACUGUUGGAUUCGAUGGAUAUUGAUGAGUUCGACUGGAAUGUCAGCGACGAUGACAUAUUAGAAGCGGCAGUGGGCUUCGAUGGUGCUCAACAGAUACCUGUUCGCGAGCAAGCCAGUCAAAGCCGCAAGGUUUUUGCGGAGACCUCUGGCAACGUCCCCAAGGUGCCCGUCCCGAAGAAGUCGCCCGGUCAUAGCGCCUUCUGGUCAAACCAUCCAUGGUCUCAAGAAGUAAGGAAAGUGUUGAAAGACCGAUUCCACCUCCGCGGAUUCCGACCCAAUCAACUUGAAGCCAUUGAUGCGACACUUGCUGGCAAAGAUACAUUCAUUCUUAUGCCUACUGGAGGAGGAAAGUCGCUAUGUUAUCAAUUACCUUCUGUGGUAACUGGCGGACGCACCACUGGAGUGACGAUUGUGAUAUCUCCAUUGCUGAGUCUGAUGGAGGAUCAAGUAUCCCACCUGCGAAAAUUGAACGUCAAGGCCUUUAUGAUUAACGGCGAUACCGACCAACAGGAAAAAUCAUGGAUCAUGAGCCAGCUCUCAAAUGCAGGUGGCGAGGGGUUGGAGGUCCUGUACAUCACUCCUGAGAUGCUUAGUAAAAACCAAGCCUUGAUUAGAGCCCUUGAGAGGCUUCACGGAAGAAACAGAUUAGCGCGCCUCGUCAUCGACGAGGCUCACUGCGUCAGUCAAUGGGGACACGAUUUCCGACCUGACUACAAAGAGCUAGGAGAGGUUCGAGCCAGGUUCCCUGGUGUACCGGUUAUGGCCUUGACGGCCACUGCUACUGAGAAUGUCAAAGUUGAUGUGAUGCACAAUCUCAAAAUCACUGAUUGUGAAGUGUUCCUACAGAGUUUCAACCGUCCUAAUCUCACCUACGAGGUACGGUCGAAAGGAAAGAAUGAUGAGGUUCUAGCCAGUAUGGCGGAAACCAUUACAAGCUCAUACCGGAAUCAGUGCGGGAUUAUCUACUGCCUCUCGCGAAAGACCUGCGAUAAGGUUGCAGAGGAUCUACAGAAAAAGUACCACCUCAAGGCAAACGCUUAUCAUGCGGGUAUGUCAGCAAAAGCAAAAUCGGAGGCUCAGAGGAACUGGCAGAUGGGCCGAGUACAUAUCAUUGUUGCCACCAUUGCAUUCGGAAUGGGAAUUGACAAAGCCGAUGUGCGAUUCGUCAUGCACCACAGUAUCCCAAAGAGUCUCGAGGGGUAUUAUCAAGAAACCGGUCGUGCUGGUCGAGACGGCAAGCGUUCUGGCUGUUAUCUUUACUUCGGCUACAAAGACACAGCAACCUUAAAGCGGAUGAUUGAUGCAGGAGAUGGCAGUGGUCAGCAAAAAGGUCGUCAGAAACAGAUGUUGCGAAAUGUGGUUCAAUUUUGUGAGAACCGCAGCGAUUGCAGACGAGUCCAAGUCCUCGCCUAUUUUGCGGAAUACUUCCGCCGAGAGGACUGCAAUAACACCUGUGAUAACUGCAAGUCCGGUUUAGUGUUUGAGCUUCAUGAUUUUACUGAGCAGGCAUCCUGGGCCAUCAAGAUUGUGCGACAAUUCCAGAACGCACAGGAGAAGGUGACUGUGCUCUACUGCUGCGACAUACUUCGUGGGGAUUGCAAACGGCCUAAAGCCCCAGAGCAUCGCAAGAUGCCGGGGUAUGGAAAGGGAUCUGAUCUCGACCGUGGAGCAGCCGAACGUCUGUUCUACCGGCUGCUAGGUGAAGACGCAUUGGCCGAAGACAACGUGAUCAAUAAAAGUGAUUUCGCUGUUCAGUAUAUCAUCCUCGGGCGUCGUGCAGCAGAAUAUGAGAGUGGCCAGCGGCAAAUGAAACUACAGGUUCGCGCGUCACCGAAUAGUAAGACCAAAGCCAACAGCAAGCCCUCAGCUGCUACGCAAAAGAAAAAGUCCAGGAAUUCAGGUGGCGAUCCUCAGUCAACCAUGGUAUCUUCUCCGGUGCAAGCUGCUCAAAACCGCCGCCUUGACCGUUAUCAAUAUGCCGGUGCUCCAGCCGUACCUUCCUCGCUCGAUGAGGAUAGUGAUGGCUUUGAACCGAUUCGAACCACCGGCAAGUCUCGCCGCGCAAACACACGCGAGAUGGGCCCUCCGAUUACCAGCGAUCAGAAGUUAGAUCGACUUGAUCACAUGCAUCGUGUAGUUGUGGAGGACUUUCAAGAGCACGCCAAAAUCAUGCUUCAGGACCUUGUCGUUAAGAAGGGCCUUCGGUGCCAACCGUUCUCUGACCAGGUGCUACGUGAUAUGGGCAUAUCUUUUCCCACAAAUCUCACUGAGCUUUCUGCGAUCCCCGACAUCGACCAGGAUAAGGUGAAGCGCUACGGCCGGCAGAUACUGGGACUGGUUGACAAUGCGAAGCGGCGGUACCUGGAGAUGACGCAGGAAGCAGAGACCAGCGGCGUUGUUCCGGAUCCCAACCACCAUAAUGUCAUCAACCUCAGCAGCAGCGAUGAGUAUAGUGACGACGAUUUGUUCAUGGAUGAGGCUUCCUUCAAUCUGGACAAUCCAGUCUUGGCCGCACCCAGCAAUGCAGUUGAAAAUAUCACCAGUCGCUACUUCCCUCCGGCAGCAUCUCCGGGAUAUGACUCUGGUGACGACUGGGAAUCUGGCGCGGCGCCUCCUGGCUCCAAGGGUCGCAAGCGCCAGCCUGCCAGUGGCAAACGACCAUCACGACGGAAAUAUGGCUCCGCUGGAAGCUGGAAGGGCAAAGUCGCGCGACCAAAAGUCAAAUCUGGCGAUCGUCCUACAAGCCAGUCAUCUGCGCCGCGAAAGAACUCCAGACCCAAAGCUCCCAAAUCUACGAUUGGAAUGAUGCCUAUUUGA